UGGAUCAGAUGAAUUCUGAGAGUUAAGGUUAUGCGGGAGAGAGAUCCAGAAGCUCUGGAAACUUUAUUCAGCCACACAGAAGUGUGUGAGGACAAGGGAGGAGUGUGUUUGGGACAGAGUGAUGAGGACGGGGUGAUGGAAGAAGGGGUGUUUAUUACUGAUUCCUCUACAGCACCGGUCUGCACAGAGACAGAGGGAUGGAUCGUACAGCCUCACUGUAGUUAUAACGACAGUGACACGGAGGAUGUUCUCACCACAGUAAAUCCUAACGAGGUUUUCGCCGAGAGUGACAGCAGCGCAUCAGAUGUUCCUGACCCCACCCCCCACCAGACACUGACCACACCCACAGUAUAUCAGGUAGUGUAUGAUAUCAGUGGAGUGGGCAACGGCCAAGAUCAGCAGAAAGUGGACGUCAUUUCUAUAGAGCUUGAUGACUGGAGUUCUCCAGUGCUGCUGCCAGAGGGCUGUGUGGUCGGAGAACUACCUCUUAUUUCUGCAGUUAAAGUAGAGCACGCUCAUCCUGACAUCAGCCACAGGACACUCGGCAUUCACUUGGACACACACUUAAACACUCUGCUGUUCCCGGAGCUGAACCUCACUGAGGAGGAACAGAAACUGCUCAACCAGGAGGGGGUUUCACUUCCAAAUAACCUCCCCCUCACCAAGGCGGAAGAGAGAGUACUGAAGAAAGUUCGACGUAAAAUCCGUAAUAAACAGUCAGCACAGGACAGUCGCCGCCGCAAGAAGGAGUACAUCGACGGUCUGGAGGGCAGGGUUGCAGCAUGUUCAGAGCAGAACAAGGAGCUUCAGAGAACCGUAGAACAGUUGGAGAAAAACAACAUCUCUCUGAUAGCUCAGUUGCGGAAGCUGCAGGCUCUGGUGAAACGGACAGCGACUAAAGCGGCUCAGACCGGCACCUGCAUCAUGAUUUUGAUUUUCUCAUUGGCACUGAUUAUUUUGCCGAGUUAUCGUCCGUUCAGCUGGAGCUCCAACACCUCAGAUGAGUCCUACACACCUACAGGAGUAAUUUCCAGAAACAUCCUGAAUGACGACGCCUCACCGCAGCUUCCAUCAGAAAACGCUGUGGAUGACAAAAAAAACAUCAGAGAGUUACAGCCUUCAUUGUUAGAUGUCCAGCAGGUGGAACAAACCCUCACGGAGGGGUCUGAGGCAGAGAAAUCAGCGCAGGAAGUACUGGUUGUUGAUGUCCAACAAAAACAAAACGACUCUACAGUAGUGGAAAAUCAGCAGAAGUCGAUGGAUGUUGACUCAGACUCUCCAGCAGCAGGGGGCUCAAAGCUAGAUGUGGACGCAGCUAAACCUGCUCAUGCGGAUGAAAUGUAAAAACAUAAAGCACUGUCUUAAAAGACGCUAAUGAGGCUUAUUAAACUCUCAUGAAAAUCAUGAUGAAUGGACGUUCACUGUGGCUUCUUCCUAAACUGUCACAAAUUAGCUUAGCUAAUUCUCUGUUUUGGCUGUUUAAUACAGUUUGAUAGCUCUUUAGGAUGUAGCCACUCUGCUAAACCUUCAGUCAUUUUGCUACUUGCUAAAUAGUGUAUUGAAUUAAUGGUUGUGUUAAUAUUUGACACAAUUAAAUAUGGUAUGGUUCCAAUAAAGAACAUGUGAUACACAUUAGUAAGCAAGCUAGCUAGACAAACGUUUAGCGGACGCAGUGAUGCUUUCCAAUACCUGUUAACAAUGGUGGGCUGCGUCCCAAAUCAACUUCAGUGUGUAAAUACAGUUUUGUAUUGGGGUGAAAUUCCUGUUGUUCUGUAAACUUAUACGCUGCUUAUUUUUACAAUAAAUAU
Messenger RNA from Trichomycterus rosablanca, 1808 nucleotides. RefSeq names its product cAMP responsive element binding protein 3-like 4 (gene creb3l4). Gene Ontology annotation, molecular function: DNA-binding transcription factor activity, RNA polymerase II-specific; RNA polymerase II cis-regulatory region sequence-specific DNA binding. NCBI's taxonomy places the organism in Eukaryota, Metazoa, Chordata, Actinopteri, Siluriformes, Trichomycteridae. Bases 31 to 1344 code for a protein of 437 amino acids. The record is from RefSeq and is a predicted model, not a curated record. Gene Ontology annotation, biological process: regulation of transcription by RNA polymerase II. Gene Ontology annotation, cellular component: nucleus. The transcript is spliced from 10 exons.